AUGACGGCUCGCGUGCAUGGCUUUCUAGUGUUAGUGGCAUUCGCGACCACGCACGCUUUGGUUGACGAAGCAGUUGACGUAAUAAAACUCGGUAUCGAAAUUGGUGAAGAAGUACUCAACUCUUGGGAUGUUAUUAGCAAACCGUUCAAUGUGUCGGGUGGUGUUGAGUUGCCGUUUAUUAGGAGAAAAGAAAGGCAGAUUUUGGCGCGACUCGACCAAAUUACGCGUGCUAUAAAUCGUCUCGAACUGGAUAUAGAGAAAAAUGGAGCUAUUGCUAGGCUCCUAGCGAAACGUUCUGGAUACAGUCCCCGGCUCGAGUUGAGGCUACAUGAAAUGGCCGAUCUGCUAAACCGAGUUUCAAUAGCUGACCGGCAAAUGCGCGAGUACAUGAGGAUACAGCAAGACUUGGAGAGAAGUACAUUGGAAGAUUUUGCCGCGUGGUGUGUGUCACACGACGCCGGAGCUUUGCCUAGCUUACUAGAACGAGUACACGCGUUGAUUGUGCCCCCGCAUAAAAAUCUUCUCGGAACCAGUAUUUUGCAGCUACUAUUAGAUGAUUUGCAGGUUUGUUGUGAAUUGGGAUUA
Molecule: messenger RNA, 585 nt
Organism: Brenthis ino (lesser marbled fritillary)
Lineage: Eukaryota; Metazoa; Arthropoda; Insecta; Lepidoptera; Nymphalidae
Source: the annotation of a GenBank genome assembly